UUUUCAAUCGGGCCCUCAGGGAAGAUGGCCGCGGUACUGGAGGCUGAGGUGAGAGUGGACGGCGGGGAGCCGAAACUCAGUAAGAAGUGGUGGUAAUCACUAGUUCCAGGGUAUUCUGCCAUGUUGACGCAAGCUGCUGUAAGGCUUGUUAGGGGGUCCCUGCGCCAAUCCGCCUGGGCACAGUGGGGUCAGAGGGAGCUGCGACGGGUUCAACUUACUCCUUUCACAGCAUUUCACAAGGACAAGCCACUUUCUGAUAAAAGAAGUGAGCUCAAGAGACGCCUGAAAGCCGAGAAGAAGGUAGCAGAGAAGGAGGCCAAACAGAAGGAGCUCAGUGAAAAAACACUAAGCCAGCCUGCUACUGCGACCGCCAACCACACCGCUGACAAUGGUGUCAGCCCUGAGGAGGAGAGCUUGGACCCAAAUCAAUACUACAAGAUCCGCAGUCAAGCCGUCCACCAGCUGAAGGUCAGUGGGGAAGACCCAUACCCACACAAGUUCCAUGUGGACGUUUCGCUCACUCACUUCAUCCAAGAGUACAGUCACCUACAGCCUGGGGACCACCUGACUGACAUCACCUUAAAGGUGGCAGGCAGGAUCCAUGCCAAAAGAGCUUCUGGGGGAAAGCUCAUCUUCUAUGACCUUCGAGGAGAGGGAGUCAAAUUGCAAGUCAUGGCCAAUUCCAGGAACUAUAAAUCAGAAGAAGACUUUAUUCAUAUCAAUAACAAACUGCGCCGGGGAGACAUCAUUGGAGUCCAGGGGAACCCAGGGAAAACCAAGAAGGGUGAACUGAGCAUCAUUCCCUACGAGAUCACACUGCUCUCUCCCUGUCUGCAUAUGCUGCCUCAUCUUCACUUCGGCCUCAAAGACAAGGAAACCCGAUAUCGUCAGAGAUACCUGGACUUGAUCCUGAAUGAUUUUGUGAGGCAGAAAUUUAUCGUCCGCUCCAAGAUCAUCACAUACAUAAGAAGUUUCUUGGAUGAGUUGGGAUUCUUAGAGAUUGAAACUCCCAUGAUGAACGUCAUCCCCGGGGGAGCAGUGGCCAAGCCUUUCAUCACCUACCACAAUGAGCUCGACAUGAAUUUAUACAUGAGAAUUGCUCCAGAGCUCUACCAUAAGAUGCUGGUGGUUGGUGGCCUAGACCGGGUUUAUGAAAUCGGACGUCAGUUCCGGAACGAAGGAAUUGACCUGACUCACAACCCCGAGUUCACCACUUGUGAAUUCUACAUGGCCUACGCCGACUAUCAUGAUCUCAUGGAAAUCACAGAGAAGAUGGUUUCAGGGAUGGUGAAGCAUAUCACCGGUAGUUACAAGGUCACCUACCACCCAGAGGGCCCAGAGGGUCCAGCCUAUGAGAUUGACUUCAGCCCACCCUUCCGAAGGAUCAGCAUGGUGGAUGAGCUGGAGAGAGCCCUGGGGGUCAAGCUGCCAGAAAGGAACCGCUUUGAGACAGAAGAAACUCGCAAAAUCCUUGAUGAUAUCUGCAUAGCUAAAGGUGUUGAAUGCCCUCCCCCUCGGACCACAGCCAGGCUCCUUGAUAAGCUUGUUGGUGAUUUCCUGGAAGUGACUUGCAUCAAUCCCACGUUCAUCUGUGACCACCCUCAGAUAAUGAGCCCUUUGGCCAAAUGGCACCGCUCUAAAGAGGGUCUGACGGAGCGCUUUGAGCUCUUUGUCAUGAAGAAGGAAAUAUGUAAUGCCUACACUGAGCUGAACGACCCCGUGCGGCAGCGGCAGCUCUUUGAAGAACAGGCCAAGGCCAAGGCUGCUGGUGAUGAUGAGGCCAUGUUCAUAGACGACAACUUCUGUACUGCUCUGGAAUACGGCCUUCCCCCAACAGCUGGCUGGGGCAUGGGCAUCGACCGUGUCACCAUGUUCCUCACAGACUCCAAUAACAUCAAGGAAGUGCUUCUGUUUCCUGCUAUGAAACCCGAAGACAAGAAGGAGAACAUAGUCACUGGCGAGCCCCAGGCGAGCACCACUGUUGGCACUUCUGUCUAGGAAAUGGUGAUCGCAAGUCAUGUGACUCAGGCAUCUUUGCAUUUGCAAAAAGAUCCAGGUCUUCAAGGGAACUCGGUAUGCUGCACUCCAUUUGGUGCCCACAGUUCAGCUCAUACACCGGAAUCAAGAGAAGAUGGAUUAAGAAUUCCUCUUUACACCUUAGCAAAUAAA
Messenger RNA from Chrysochloris asiatica (Cape golden mole), 2169 nucleotides. RefSeq names its product lysyl-tRNA synthetase (gene KARS1). The transcript has 15 exons. Gene Ontology annotation, biological process: lysyl-tRNA aminoacylation; diadenosine tetraphosphate biosynthetic process; basophil activation involved in immune response. The record is from RefSeq and is a predicted model, not a curated record. Gene Ontology annotation, cellular component: nucleus; mitochondrion; aminoacyl-tRNA synthetase multienzyme complex. Lineage: Eukaryota; Metazoa; Chordata; Mammalia; Afrosoricida; Chrysochloridae. Bases 121 to 1998 code for a protein of 625 amino acids. Gene Ontology annotation, molecular function: tRNA binding; lysine-tRNA ligase activity; ATP binding.